GAACCAGGAGGCCCGGAGCAGCCCCGUUGUUAUGACAACGCCCCUCCCUACGUGCGCUGGGCGAGAACUACAUGUCCCACAAUCGCUCGCGGCUGCCCAGCCCCGGGGUGAAGGCGGGGGUGUGGGCGGGCGCGGAACCGGCUUUUCCUCUUUCCUGCAUUGUGAUUGGUUGGUUGCUCAGCGUGCCGGCCAAUGGGUGUCCUCGAGGAGAGCGGCGAGGCCAAUAUGGCUGCCGGUACCUGGUGACGACGGAAGAACCUGUAUUUGGACCUCAUGGAGAAGCCUCGGAGCCUUGAGGAGACUCCAUCUUCGGAACCAAUGGAGGAAGAAGAGGAAGAUGAUGACUUGGAGCUGUUCGGUGGCUAUGAUAGUUUCCGGGGCUAUAAUAGCAGUGUGGGCAGUGAGAGCAGCUCCUAUCUGGAGGACUCAAGUGAAGCAGAAAAUGAGGAUCGAGAAGCUGGAGAGCUGCCCACCUCCCCGGUACAUCUGCUCAGCCCGGUGAAUACCCGCUCCUUGGAUGGCAGCGGUUCUGAGCCAGCCGUCUGUGAGAUGUGUGGCAUCGUGGGCACGAGGGAAGCCUUCUUCUCCAAGACCAAGAGAUUCUGCAGCGUCUCCUGUUCCAGAAGCUACUCUUCCAACUCCAAGAAAGCCAGCAUCUUGGCUAGAUUACAGGGAAAGCCACCCACCAAGAAAGCCAAAGUCCUGCACAAGGCCGCGUGGUCUGCCAAAAUAGGAGCCUUCCUCCACUCUCAAGGGACAGGACAGCUAGCAGACGGGACACCAACAGGCCAGGACGCUCUGGUGUUGGGGUUUGACUGGGGGAAGUUCCUGAAGGAUCACAGUUACAAGGCGGCACCUGUCAGCUGCUUUAAACACGUCCCCCUCUACGAGCAGUGGGAGGACGUCAUGAAGGGGAUGAAGGUAGAAGUGCUCAACAGCGACGCGGUGCUCCCCAGCCGCGUGUACUGGAUCGCCUCCGUUAUCCAGACGGCAGGGUACCGGGUGCUGCUCCGGUACGAAGGCUUUGAGAGUGACGCCAGCCAUGACUUCUGGUGCAACCUGGGCACCGUGGACGUGCACCCCAUUGGCUGGUGCGCCGUCAACAGCAAGAUCCUGGUGCCCCCGCGCACCAUUCAUGCCAAGUUCACUGACUGGAAGGGCUACCUCAUGAAGCGCUUGGUGGGCUCCCGGACACUGCCUGUGGAUUUCCAUAUCAAGAUGGUGGAGAGCAUGAAGUACCCCUUCCGGCAAGGCAUGCGCCUCGAGGUCGUGGACAAGGCCCACGUGUCCCGCACACGUAUGGCCGUGGUGGACACCGUCAUCGGCGGCCGCCUGCGGCUCCUCUAUGAGGACGGCGACAGCGACGACGACUUCUGGUGCCACAUGUGGAGCCCCCUGAUCCACCCCGUGGGGUGGUCCCGGCGCGUCGGCCACGGCAUCAAGAUGUCAGAGAGGCGAAGCGACAUGGCUCAUCAUCCCACCUUCCGAAAAAUCUACUGUGACGCCGUUCCUUACCUGUUCAAGAAGGUGCGCGCGGUAUACACAGAAGGCGGCUGGUUCGAGGAGGGCAUGAAGCUGGAGGCCAUUGACCCCCUGAACUUAGGCAACAUCUGUGUGGCCACCAUCUGCAAGGUUCUCCUGGAUGGCUACCUCAUGAUCUGCGUGGACGGGGGCCCCUCCACAGACGGCUCCGACUGGUUCUGCUACCACGCCUCCUCCCACGCCAUCUUCCCCGCCACCUUCUGUCAAAAGAAUGACAUUGAGCUCACCACCCCGAAAGGCUACGACCCGCAGUCGUUCAACUGGGAGACCUAUCUGGAGAAGACCAAGUCGAAAGCGGCUCCCUCGCGACUCUUCAACAUGGACUGCCCCAACCAUGGCUUCAAGGUGGGCAUGAAGCUGGAGGCCGUGGAUCUGAUGGAGCCCCGGCUCAUCUGCGUGGCCACCGUCAAGCGAGUUGUGCACCGGCUUCUUAGCAUCCACUUUGAUGGCUGGGACAACGAGUACGACCAGUGGGUGGACUGCGAGUCCCCGGAUAUCUACCCCGUCGGCUGGUGUGAGCUCACCGGCUACCAGCUCCAGCCACCCGUGGCCACAGAGCCAUCCACACCUCUGAAAGCCAAAGAGGCUACGAAGAAGAAGAAGAAACAGCUUGGGAAGAAAAGGAAAAGAAUUCUACAGACCAAGCCCCGGCCCCUCAGACAGGGCUCCAAGAAGCCCCUGCUGGGUGAUGAGCUGCAGGCCGCAGGCACCCUCUCGUCCCAGGACGAUCCUGAUGACAUCAUCACUGUGUGUGUGAAGGAGGAGCACAUGGAUGCAGUCUCGCCCGACAAGGCUUCGGACCCCGAGCUUCCCGUCCCUGUCAGGAGCAUCAAGCAGGAGACGGACAGCUGAGGCCCCCCGCCGCCACCCCCCACGGGAGUGUGCACCACGCCUGUGUGGCCUGGAGGCCUCUGCCGGCCCACGGGACUGCACUGCCUGAGGCCCCGCCCCCCUGGGCCGAGCGCCCGGCACACCUGCCACACCCCCCACGGGGCCUGAGGAUGGUGUGCGAUCCUUCACGCACGCAUGCGCGUGGCCUGUGCGUGGCUGUGCUCGGGGGCCGGAGCCGGUCCUCGGGGUGGGCUCGCUCUGAGGAAGCCUGCGCGCUGCCCCUGCCGCCCCGCUCUCCUCUCCUGGGGGCCCGGGUCACGGCCAGGGCGGGCAGUGAGGCCGUGGUUAGGUCGGCGGGUCCCAUGAGCUCCCGGUCGGCGUGGGCACUGCCUCCCCCAGCCCCCUAAGGGGCAGGCCUGGUGUCAGGGACUAGAUAGACCGGCUGCGCGCCGCCCCUGCCGGCAGGAGCAGGUGCCGUGGGGUCCACGGCCGAAUCUGACCCGGCUCGGGCCCACCUUAGUUAGACCUGGUGUCAGAGCCUCAGUUAGGUCUGGCCUCCGUCCAGGGUCUACCCAAUAGGGUGGCAAUACUGCCUCCUGCCUUUCCACAGAGCUAACUCGCGUGAGGAGAGCCGCGCGGCCAGGCGAGCGUGGCAGGUUCACUCCCCAGCUCGCGUUUCUCACGCUCCAGGUCCCCGCAGCUCCUCACUUUCCUCCCCCUGCUCUCUAGCAGUUCCACGUCAGCUACUUUUCUCAGUCUUCCUUGACACACCUAGCGACUGUGUCUCCCGCCACCUCCUGGAAAUCAGGGUAGAGCUAGCCGCAGCCUCAGCCCCCUCCCCUCCCCGCGGCCCCUCCAAGCCCCGGUGCAGGCGGCUCGCGCCCCGGCUGCCACUGCUGCCCACCAACCCGCGCUGACGGCGCUUUCUCAGGGGCCGGCGAGCCUGGGAGGAGACAGGUGUCGUCACCGCCUGGAUGGGGGCAGGGGUCAACGAGAACCUGCUUUUGUCUCCUCUGCGGAAGGUACGAGGCAGCCCCACACUACAGACUCAGGCCUAAAAAGGGGCUGUUGACCCAGCCAGAGUGGCCCAGUGUGGUUUAGAGAGGGAAGCCGUAGGGGCGAGCCGGGUCCCAGCUUCAGGGGGCUAUGCCUGUCCCUUGCCGUCACACACCAGUCAGACUGGUGGCCACGGCCUCCAGACCAGGGCCUGGGCUGCAGGUGGCCCGGGCUGUGCCCUGGCCCUGCCGGGCCAGCUCCCGUAGCCGGGACAGGAGGGUCCUCAUGGACCAACUUUCGAGGAAAGCUGGUGUGCGUGCUAUUUGGCUCUUGUUUCUUCCUGCGGGUAGAAGCCAUGCUCAAAUCCCAUCCUAGGACGGCAGGAGUGGGACACUUUGGCCCCUCCUUGCUAAAGUCCAGGUUGUCAGUUGGGUGCCUUGUAGAAUGCAUUCUGACAUGUGAGUUACUACCCAAGGCGGAGCAAUAAAGACUGUCACUUGG
Molecule: messenger RNA, 3870 nt
Organism: Perognathus longimembris pacificus (Pacific pocket mouse)
Lineage: Eukaryota; Metazoa; Chordata; Mammalia; Rodentia; Heteromyidae
Gene: L3mbtl2
Product: L3MBTL histone methyl-lysine binding protein 2
Exons: 17
Coding region: 274-2394 (706 amino acids)
Biological process (GO): regulation of DNA-templated transcription
Cellular component (GO): nucleus
Molecular function (GO): zinc ion binding
Source: RefSeq, a predicted model, not a curated record